AUCAGUGUUGCCACGUGCUCCUCCGCGUCUCGGUUUCAGAAUGCGCAUUUGUCUAUAAUCAACAUGACUGCAUCAUACCUUCAUACAGUAUUCUAAUUCAGAGUAAAGAAGGAGAGGUGAUCGACCUGGAAUUGUAGCUACUCUUACUCGUUCGCUCGUAUUGUGUUCGCUCGUGUAAUCCUGCUCCUCAUACUUGAUCAUGGCAGACGAAUUCGAGCCGCUUGAACCGACACUCCAAAAUGUUCUCGACCAGAAGAGCUUAAAGUGGAUCUUCUGUGGUGGAAAGGGAGGUGUCGGAAAAACGACCACUUCGUGCUCUUUGGCUGUUCAAUUAGCGCAAUGUAGAGAAUCGGUGCUGCUCAUCUCCACCGACCCUGCGCACAAUCUGUCAGACGCAUUCUCACAAAAGUUCGGAAAAGAUGCGACCAAAGUCAACGGGUUUGACAACCUGUAUGCCAUGGAGAUCGAUCCGAACGGGAGUUUGCAGGAAAUGAUUGAGGCGUCGGAUCAAAGCGGCGGCAUGGGAUCCAUGAUGCAGGACCUCGCCUUCGCUAUACCGGGAGUGGACGAGGCGAUGGGCUUUGCGGAGAUCAUGAAGCAUGUCAAGUCUAUGGAGUUCUCGGUCAUUGUUUUUGACACCGCCCCGACUGGUCACACUUUGCGUUUCCUCUCUUUCCCGUCUGUGUUGGAAAAGGCUCUGGGCAAGCUCAGCACGCUGAGCGGCAGGUUCGGACCCAUGCUGCAACAGAUGCAAGCCAUGUUUGGUGGCGGCGCACCUCAAGAGGACAUGUUCGCGAAACUCGAUGAUAUGAGAGAGAUCAUAACGGAAGUCAACACCCAAUUCAAGGACCCAGAGAAGACGACCUUUGUCUGUGUCUGUAUCUCCGAGUUCCUGUCGCUCUACGAGACCGAGCGCUUGAUACAAGAGUUGACGUCGUACGAGAUCGACACACACAAUAUUGUGGUCAACCAGUUGCUUUUCCCGAAACCCAGUGACAACUGCGAACAGUGCAGUGUGCGUCAUAAGAUGCAGCAGAAGUACCUCAACGAGGCUUUCGACCUUUACGAAGAUGGCUUCCAUAUUGUUCAGCUGCCAUUAUUGACCGAGGAAGUCCGGGGAGUCGAAAAGAUCAAAGAGUUCAGCAAGAUGCUGGUGAAGCCGUACUCGCCACCUAAGUAGACGUGUUAGUCGUAGUAUCUGAAGUGUAUCACCGGUAUUGGAUCUGCAUGCAUCUUGCUGUCAGAGCCG
Molecule: messenger RNA, 1249 nt
Organism: Kockovaella imperatae
Lineage: Eukaryota; Fungi; Basidiomycota; Tremellomycetes; Tremellales; Cuniculitremaceae
Product: anion-transporting ATPase-like domain-containing protein
Exons: 9
Coding region: 200-1180 (326 amino acids)
Biological process (GO): post-translational protein targeting to endoplasmic reticulum membrane
Cellular component (GO): GET complex
Molecular function (GO): ATP binding; ATP hydrolysis activity
Source: RefSeq, a predicted model, not a curated record